Blumeria graminis f. sp. triticale is the source of this 1197-nucleotide messenger RNA. The record is from the annotation of a GenBank genome assembly. NCBI's taxonomy places the organism in Eukaryota, Fungi, Ascomycota, Leotiomycetes, Helotiales, Erysiphaceae.
AUGACUAUGGCAAUAGAGAAUCAGCAACGCUUCGGCGGUGGCCUUCCUUUCGACCAUUUGCCCUUUGCCAACCCAUCUCAGUUUAGUAAUCCAUGGUCAUCGACGUCGUCGCCAUCACAUAGCCUCUUCAACCCACAACACAACAUCAACUCCACCUUGGGCCUCGAUGUGAAGCCACCGCCACCUCAACGUCGCUUGAAUGGCAAUGUGCCUAUGAAUUCGUUUACAAACGUGCCGAUAUCUGGACCUUCAGCCGGGACCUCGCUUGAAGCGUACGCACCACACCACCUUCUCACGGCGCCUCAUGAUAUGCUUAACAAUAAUCGAGCCGUAUCAACUGGAUUCGAACCCUCUUAUUCCUCCAAUCAAUCCCCCAUUCAACACUCAUUUUCCCCGAAUCCAGCCACAUCCUAUGAAUCGUUGGGCUACGUGCCGGGGCCGGUACGCUCUUCUUACGCCAUUCAGUCAGAUAAUUCACGACGUUUAUCUCAGCCAUCUGUCAAUCACAACGCCGUUGAUAAUUCAGAGGACUUGAGGCAUUCGCACCGACUCAAUUCGCCCAUUGAUUUCCAACAACAUCGAAACUUGCCCAACGAGCCUCGGGCAUUUGGUGAUGCCAUGGAUGCCAGCCGUGGUAUGAUUGCCAUGAGCCAAAAUUCAAGUGCGCGAGAAGCUUACGAGCAAUCAAAUCGAAUGCGGGGAUCAGGUGAUUCUUAUGGUUUCCCUACGCCGGCGAAUAACUCGGCUAGCUCAAUGUCAUCGGCUGGGCCGUAUCCAGCAUAUUUUGGGGGAUCAGUCGAUAGUAGUGUGAGUGAGUAUUCAAACAAUGGCUUACCCGCCAACCCCUCGGAAAUAGACACUGUCGCCUCAAGAACUCUUCCACGACCAUCGAAUCUCCUAGGCGGUGUCGGCGGCAUCCCUCCUGCCCCACAAUCUAUGAUGGGACAGUUUAGUUCCAAGGUUUCAUCUAGUACGCAGAAGAAGCAUAAGUGUAAAGUAUGCGAUAAACGAUUCACUCGACCAAGCUCACUGCAGACACACAUGUACAGUCACACGGGGGAAAAGCCUUUUUCGUGCGAAGUUGAAGGUUGUGGUCGCCAUUUCUCCGUCGUCUCAAAUUUGCGUCGACAUCGAAAAGUACACAAGGGCGAGGCUCGAUCCGAGGCCGGUUCAGAGGAACACCAGUCCGACGAAUGA